Messenger RNA from Symbiodinium natans, 1659 nucleotides. The record is from the annotation of a GenBank genome assembly. NCBI's taxonomy places the organism in Eukaryota, Dinophyceae, Suessiales, Symbiodiniaceae.
AUGAGACUCUUUCUGGUCUGGUUGCUCUGCCAGGUGCAAGAGCGCGCCGCCCUUCGCGGCAAUGAGCGUGAGUUUGUGAAAUCGUCCCGGUGGCGGUCCGACUUCGCGAAGACGAAGAUCGUGCUGUGGUCCAACUUCGAGGAUGCCACCGUCUACAUGUUGUACGAGCUGGCAAUGGCGAGCUUCUGGCCAUAUCAGCAAUUCCGCCCGAACGUCCAGGCCAUCUUCAGUGACGAUCGUCGGUUCAACGCAGAGCUCAUGGGCGAAAUGGUGGUGAACAAGCUGCUGGACUAUCGGUCGUCCUUCCGCUCCAGAUCUGAUGGCGACGUGUUCCUUGUUGUCGCAUCCUCCAAGUACUCGCCCGUUGACGACAGCUUCAUGCAGUCCCUUCACUCACAGCGUCGAGGGAGGUCUGCGUCCUUCACCUUGAGGGAUCUCAUCAGCCAUUGCUAUGUGGACUCGGGGGCUGAUGGAAGGGACCCAGGCUCCUUUGCAAGGGCCAUGGCCGUGGAAUGGAAUGGCAAAUCCUUCAAAGACUACAACUUCUGGAUCCGCCCGGUAAUUUUGCUUGAUGAAAGCUGGCUUGUCGCAGACUAUGACCGAGGUCCUUCCAGAGCAGCUGCGGUCGCGGAGGUCGCUGACGCGGAGCGGAUGGCGGAGAUGCACACGCAGCAGAAGCUUGCGAAGUACAUGGUGCAAUCCAUCACCUCGGGCCCCAGCAAGUUCCAGUACAAGAUGGGCCUACUGGGCGGGAACGGUCCCAUCGCAGGGGCCUUUGCUGUUUUGACUCUUGCGGAGACCUUGCUGAAGGCUGGCCAAGGCCUUGGGCAUGUAGGCUUAGAGCUCUUCUCCCAGUCUCAGCAUCCCAUGUCAGCUGUUGAAGCCAUGCGGUACCCGAGCAUGGUCGAAGCCUACGUGACCGGCUUGAGCAAGUUCCUGACCAGGAGGGAUAUCGACAUCUACGGCUGCGCGAGCAACACCUGGUAUCAGAAUCUCUAUGCCCCGACGUCCCUGAGUUGGGGGAUGGCUGUUCAGUCGGGCUUCAGGAUGCUCCACAUGCCACGGGCCACCGUCCGGAAAGCCACCCAGUGCCUGAACAGGACGCGGCUGGGGAUGAUUGCAACCCACUGGACUCACCUCGCAGGGCAUCGUAGGGGCGAGGUCGAUGCCGACGGCUACCUUCUCAACGGCACGGGAAUCCUCGAGCGUGGCGAAAACGCGGAGAACGUCUAUGCCAUGGAGGCCCAGAGGGCCGGCGCCCGGAUUUUCUCCGCGAACGUGGACACCGCUUGGGAUGCGAUCAUGGUCGCCAAGCACGGCGACAUCUUUACGGCCAGGAAGCUGCUGAUGGACCAGAGGGUUGACAGGAUCGAGGGUUUGGAGGUUCCUGAGCACUCCGGGGCUUCGAACCAGGGGGUUUGGGCGGGAAGUCGGGUGCGUGGCAACGUGAGGUACAUCCAGGACCAGGACGUGGAUGCCGUCAUCGGUGGCUGCACCGAAGUGGGCCUUGCUUUAAGCCAAGAAGAUCUUGAUUCCAUCUCUUCUCCCGGCUCCAUCGCCUUCGUGGACUCGGGGGCGGUCAUGGCCGAGGUCUUGGCGAAGAAGGCGUUGGCCAGAGGCGGCGCCAUCUCCCUCUGCGACGAGGCCCCGUCAAGGUAG